CACCACAGGCUUUUGCAGUUGCAGCUCUCCCACCUCAUACUAUUCCCCAAUUUACCACUCUGUGCUGCUCUGCCAGACGCGACCCAAAACCUCCAAGAACCUCAAACGCGGCAGUGCCCGUGAGCCCAUACCAUUUCGGGAGCCAUAUAUAUAUAUCAUCGUCCACUCUCAUCCACACCAAGAAACAGCCGCUGAAGUGAAAGCAGUGCGUUUCAGAACGAGAGAGAAAGGAAGCAGCUUUCUUGCGGAUAGGGAAGCUCGCUCUCCUCCGGCGAAGGUCGCAGCGCUGGCGAGGCUGAUGAUCCACCAGCAGCAGCAGCAGCAGGACGAAGGCUCCUCCUCCUCCGUCACCUCCUCCCCGCUCCAGAACUUCUCCAACAUGCCGCUCCACCCCGCCACCGCCUCCACCACGCCGCCCUGGAUGCUGCGCGAGCUGCGCUCCGACGAGCGCGGCCUCUGCCUCAUCCACCUCCUCCUCAACUGCGCCGCCGCCGCCGCCGCCGGCCGCCUCGACGCCGCCAACGCGGCGCUCGAGCACAUCGCCACCCUCGCCUCCCCCGACGGCGACGCCAUGCAGCGCGUGGCCGCCGCCUUCGCGGAGGCGCUGGCGCGGCGCGCGCUCCGCGCCUGGCCGGGCCUCUGCCGCGCGCUCCUCCUGCCCCGCGCGUCGCCCGCGCCCGCCGAGGUCGCCGUCGCGCGCCGCCACUUCCUCGACCUCUGCCCCUUCCUCCGCCUCGCCGGCGCCGCCGCCAACCAGGCCGUGCUCGAGGCCAUGGAGUCCGAGAAGAUCGUCCACGUCAUCGACCUCGGCGGCGCCGACGCCACCCAGUGGCUCGAGCUGCUCCACCUCCUCGCCGCGCGCCCCGAGGGCCCGCCCCACUUCCGCCUCACCGCCGUGCACGAGCACAAGGACCUGCUCACGCAGACCGCCAUGGUGCUCACCAAGGAAGCCGAGCGCCUCGACGUGCCGUUCCAGUUCAACCCCGUCGUCACCCGCCUCGACGCGCUCGACGUGGAGUCCCUCCGCGUCAAGACCGGCGAGGCCCUCGCGAUAACCUCCAGCCUCCAGCUCCACCGCCUCCUCGCCACCGACGACGACUCCACCACCUCACCCACCGCCAUCGACAAAGAAAAGCGUCGGAGCAGCCCGGAGGACUCCUCCGGCCUGCUCUCCCCAUCAACCUCCCGCGCCGACGCCUUCCUCGGCGCGCUCUGGGGGCUGUCCCCGAAGGUGAUGGUCGUCACCGAGCAGGAAGCCAGCCACAACACGCCGGGCCUCACGGAGCGGUUCGUGGAGGCGCUCAACUACUACGCGGCCCUCUUCGACUGCCUGGAGGUGGGCGCGGCGCGGGGGUCCGUGGAGCGCGCGCGCGUCGAGCGCUGGCUCCUCGGCGAGGAGAUCAAGAACAUCGUCGCCUGCGACGGCGCCGACCGCCGGGAGCGCCACGAGCGCCACGACCGGUGGGCGGCCAGGAUGGAGGGCGCGGGCUUCGGCCGCGUCCCGCUCAGCUACUACUCCCUGCUGCAGGCGCGGCGGGCGGCGCAGGGGCUCGGCUGCGACGGGUUCAAGGUCCGCGAGGAGAAGGGCGUCUUCUUCCUCUGCUGGCAGGACCGCGCGCUCUUCUCCGUCUCCGCAUGGCGCGGCCGCCGCUACGACUGACCCGCCGGCCGGCCGGCCGUCGUGUCGCCGUGCCCCAAGGAUUCUUAGAUUUGAUUUUACCCUUACUAUCUACCGAUGGGCAUUAGCUAGCUAGGCGUUUCACCUGGCGCGUUGCGCCGGGUAAAAUUUGAAUCUUUUUCUAGUACUUGCUGUUUCUAGUAGCUCGGUGUUUGUUUAGACUGAACUUGCUGUUCAUAGUGUGCCUUCCCUUUCUGGUUCAGAUUAAUGCAUAGAUUUUAGCGUG
Lolium perenne is the source of this 1904-nucleotide messenger RNA. RefSeq names its product scarecrow-like protein 3. The record is from RefSeq and is a predicted model, not a curated record. Lineage: Eukaryota; Viridiplantae; Streptophyta; Magnoliopsida; Poales; Poaceae.